AUGCAAAACGGCUGCAGCGGCCGCGUUGCACCCAGCGCGGCCACACUGCUUUUGGUGCUGAGCGUGGAGGACAGCUGCCGCGUCCCUGAUAAUGAGCUUAAUGUCCUCGGUCACAGUGACCUGAGUCACGGUGAAGAGAGCUUGCACCGCCGGAUGAUGGGCCUGUGGGUGCGGCAUGGCGACCGGGGCCUGCUGGUUGUUGAAACCCUGGUAGUUCACAGAGACGUAGUGGAAAAGAGAAAUCUGCUGUAUGAAGAAAGGAUUGACGAUGGCUGGAAGUUGCUGGUGUUGGUGAAUCUGCGUGGCGUUUCCUUGGACACCAUUUGGGAAUCCGAACACGGCUCCCUGGUUCAGAGCGGGAGCACUCACUGGCCGGGGUAA
Molecule: messenger RNA, 381 nt
Organism: Neurospora tetraspora
Lineage: Eukaryota; Fungi; Ascomycota; Sordariomycetes; Sordariales; Sordariaceae
Exons: 1
Coding region: 1-381 (126 amino acids)
Source: RefSeq, a predicted model, not a curated record